Molecule: messenger RNA, 8879 nt
Organism: Eriocheir sinensis (Chinese mitten crab)
Lineage: Eukaryota; Metazoa; Arthropoda; Malacostraca; Decapoda; Varunidae
Product: serine/threonine-protein phosphatase 6 regulatory ankyrin repeat subunit B-like
Exons: 21
Coding region: 165-6662 (2165 amino acids)
Molecular function (GO): protein binding
Source: RefSeq, a predicted model, not a curated record
GGGGUGGGAGGUCGGCAGUAUGCUUGUGACUGUCAGUGGUGUCAGACAGGGAAGGUCACGGUGCCUCCUCCCGCCCCUAACACGACGUCUCCGUCAUACCGGCAAUCAUCUUCCCGCUGUUAUGUCAGAGGAGGGAGAUAUGACCCCCUGAGGCAAGAUCGACCAUGACGGCGGCGGUGGCGGGCGUGGGCGUGGACAUGGGGGGCGGGGACGUGGGCGGGCGCGAGGACCCCGCCGAGCCCGUCCCCGGCCCCAGCGAGGGCGUCACGCCGCUCAUGUACGCGUGCCAGCAGGGCCGCGACCACACCGUGCGGCAGAUUAUCCACAGGAAGCCGUCCAGCGUGCACGAGAGGGACAGGACGGGCAAAACAGCGCUCCACUACUGUGCUGAGAACCCGACUCUCUCCUGCAUAGACCAGGUGGUGGACGCUGACCCCGGGCUGGUGGGGGCGCGCGACGAGGACGGGUACACGCCCCUACACCUAGCCACCAUCGCAGGUAACCGGGCCGUCGUGAAGUACCUGCUGAAUCGCGGCGCUGACGUGCAGGCGCUGGACAACGAGAAGCACACGGCGGUACACUGGGCCACGGUGUGUGGCGAGGUGGAGCUGCUGGAUAUGCUGAUGGAGGCCGGGGCAGACCCUUCCACCCCCGACCUGCACGGCGCCUACCCCCUUCACUACGCCGCCCAGAUGUGUGGACCCAACAGUGAGAUGGGCAACGACGUGCGGGUGGGGCUGAUGGUGCUUCGGAAACUGCUGCAGCACGGCGUGAAUGUGUCUGUCACCGACCACGACGGCCGCACGCCCCUCCUCUGGGCUGCCAGCGCCGAGGUGCGGCCGUCUCACGUCUACUGUCCCUCAGGCAGUGCCGAUGCCAUCCUUGCCCUCGUCAACGCCGGUGCCAGCGUGAGUGCCGACGACAAGGACGGCCUGACAGCCCUACACUGCGCCGCCUCCCGGGGUCACCUGGAGUGUCUGGACUGUCUGCUCAACUUCUGCGGCGCUGAGGUAGACACGCUGGACUCGAACGGGUGCACGCCGCUCUUCUACGCCGUGACGCUGGGCCACGCGGACUGCACGGGGUUGUUGCUGCACCACGGCGCGCACCCCGACAAGCAGGACCGCAAGGGCCGCACGCCGGCGCACUGCGGGGCCGCCAAGGGACAGCUGGAGACCCUGAAGCUGCUGCAUGCGAAAGGCGCCGACAUGUGGAAGAGAAAUGUGAAGGGCGACUUGCCGCUGCACGAGGCCUGCCAAUCCGGGCGACGAGAUCUUGUGCUAUGGCUGAUGUCGAUGCGCCCAGACACCGUGAACGCCCCCAACCUAGACGGGAGGUGUCCGCUGCAUAUCGCCGCCAUCAACAAUAAUAUCGAAAUGUGCAAGGUGCUCAUGGACAAGCAGGCGGCGGUCAACCCCAUCAUGAGGAACUCCCGGGGGCAGCUGCUCACCCCGCUGGACGCCGCCGUGGCUCGCAACAACCGGGGCUGUGCCAAGUACCUCCAGCUGCACGGCGGGGUGGCGGCCUCCAAGCUGACGGACAAACACGCGCUGCAGAAGGCCAUGCAGAGCAGGGCGCUAGAGAGCAGUCAGCACGGCAGUGUGGAGGGCGAGGAAGGACUUAGCUCCUCCGCCUCCUCCGUGCACAAGUCGAACCGCUCCACCAUGACCGCCUCGCCCGUCAACACCGAGGCUCAGACGGACACCCGCGGCAGCGCUGACGGCGUGGACGGCAGGAGGGACGCGCAGACCGCCACCUCGGAGGUCAACAUUCGCAAGCUUGUCAUGGAGGAAGUGGCCGCGGAGGAGAAGGAGGUGGAGGAGGCAAAGAAGAAACGCCUGGAGGAGGAAGGAGGGGAAGGAACCGAAGGAGGGGACGCCGAGGAAGGGGAAGAGGGUGAAACAGAGAAGGAAGGGGAGGAGGCAGACGAUGGGAGGGAAAGUGUGGGGAAGGAAGAGGCGCAGUUGGUAGGAGCGGAGGGAAAAGGGAAGAGUAGGGGAGUGGAGAGUGGAGAAGAGGUAGAUGAGGAUGGGGAGGAAGAAGGGGAAGAUGGGACAGAAAGUGGAAAGGCUUCAGCGAGGAGGAAGAAGGAAGGGCAGGGAAGUGUAGAAGGAGAGGAUGGGGAGGAAGAAGGAGAAGAUGGGAUAGAAAGUGGAAAGGCUUCAGCGAGGAGGAAGAAGGAGGGGCAGGGAAGUGUAGAAGGAGAGGAUGGGGAGGAAGAAGAAGAAGAUGGGACAGAAAGUGGAAAGGCUUCAGCGAGGAGGAGGAAGGAAGGGAAGGGAAGUGUAGAAGGAGAUGAUGGGGAGGAAGAAGGGGAAGAUGGGACCAAAAGUGGGAGUUCUUCAGCUAGGAGGAAGGGAGGGAAGGGGAGUGUAGAAGGAGAAGAUGGGGAGGGAGAAGAGGAAGACGUCGGGGAAGAGGAAAUGAAAGAGGGGAAGGGGGUUACAGUCUCGGGAAAAAGUGGAAGAAAGAGCAGAACAGGAAAAGAGGAAGAGGGAGAAGAGGAAGACGAAGAUGUAGAUGGAAGACCGAGUGUGAAAGGGAAAAAGAAAAGAAAGGAUGAGGAUGAAGAGGAUGAAGAAGUAGACGAAGAGGAAGAAGAGAGAGAAGGAAGGAAAAGCGGGAAAGCAUCAACGAAGAGCGCAAAGAAGAAAGGAAGAAGAAGGAAAGAAAGCACCGAGGAAGAAGAAGAAGAGGAAGAGGAAGAGGAGGAAGAAGUCGAUGAAGAUGAAGAAAGUGAAAGAGAAACAAGGAAGCCAGCAAGAAAAGGAGGAAAGAGGAAAGGAAUUAGAGGAAAAGAAGGAGAAGAAACGAUUGAGGAAGAGGAAGAAGACGAGGAAGAAGAAGAAGAAAAUGAGAGGAUGAGGAGUAAAAAAUCAACUACAGGAAGGAAGAGAGGAGGGAAGAAGGGGUCAAGGGAAGACGAGGAGGAGGAGGAAGAGGAAGAGGAAGAAGACGAUGAAAAUGAAGAAAAUGAGAGGAUUAGGAGUAAGAAAUCAACCGCAGGAAGGAAGAGAGGAGGGAAGAAGGGAUCAAGGGAAGAAGAGGAGGAGGAGGAAGAGGAAGAGGACGAGGAAGAGGGAAGAGCAGGAGGAAGAAGCAGGAAAUCCACAGCAGGAAGAAGGAAAGGGAACAUUGGCUUGGAGAGGGAAGAUGAAAUGGAAGAGGAAGAGGAAGAGGAGGAGGUAAGAGGAAAGGGCAGCAGGAAAUCAACUGGCGGAAGAAGAAGAGGAAAAUCGGAAGACAUGGAAGAUGAAGAGGAAGAGGAACGAAGAGGAGGAAGCAGAAGUCGGAAGUCAACAGGAGGAUUAAGAAGAGGAAAAGGAUCAAAGGAAAGAAGAGAUAAAACCAGGGAAGAAGAGGAAGAGGAAGAGGAAGACGAGGAAGAAAGGGAAGGAAAGAGAAGCAGAAAAUCGACAGGCGGCAGAACAGGGAGAAGGUCAAGAGGAAGAGAAGUAGGGAGUGGAGAAGAGGAAGAGGAAGAAGAGGAAGAAUGGGAAGGAAAGAGGAGCAGAAAAUCGACGGGAGGCAGAGCAGGGAGACGGUCAAGAGGAAGAGAAGUAGGGAGUGGAGAAGAGGAAGAGGAAGAGGAGAGGGGAGGUCGAAAAAGCACCAAAGCCUCAGGGAAACUUAGCAAGAGGAAAGGAGGAAGAGGAAGAGACCUGAGUAAAGAGGAAAGUAGAGAGGGAAGCAAGAGUAGGAGGUCGACGCCUGGGAGAGGAAAGAGGUCGGUAGAGAGGGACGAAAUGAGUGGGGAGGGAGACCAAGAGGAAGAGGAAAGAGGAGCUAGGAGGAGUGGGAAAUCAGCCGCAGGGGGAAGUAGAGGGACUGGAAGAAGAAGAAGGAAGGAAGAGGAAGAGGAAGAUGGUGAGAGGAUUAGCAGGAAGGGAACAAGUAAAGGAGGAAGAGGAAGCAGGAGAUCCAGGGAAGAGGAAGACUACGAAGAGAGGACAGAGUCUGCUGAGGAGGAGGAGGAAGACGGAAGAAGAGUAACUAAGGAGAAACUGCAACAAAGAAGUAGAGGAAGGAAAGGAGAGGAAGAGGAAGAGGAGGAGGUCACGGAGACGCAGGGAGAGACAACGGCGACGCAGGAGUCUGAAGAAGUAACGACAGGAACUCAGGAGGAGGGGGAGGAAGGCAUGUCGGGAACCCCAGAAGAGGAAGCAUCACAGACCGACGAGGCUGCCCGGAAGAUGGAAGAAGAGGAGGAAGAAGAGGGAGAGGAGUAUGCUGACGUGCAGAGGCCAAUGAGCAAGGCGGAGAAGAAGGCGGAGAGGAGGCGGAGGAAGAGCCUCAAGAUGGCCACGUCUCCUUACGCGGCCAAGACCCCCAAGGCCCGCGUGACGCCCACCCGAGCCAAGAGCAGGUCCAUCUCGCGCGAGGGGCGAGGGGCCAGGCUGAACGGCGAGGGAAGGAGGGUCCGCCUGAGCGAGGGGAAGCGAAGCGGCAAGAGGACCGCCGAGGGUGAAGGGAAGCGACAGACGCGGCGGGCGGGGGAGGGCCUCAGCAGGCGGGGCAGCAAGCGGGGCCUCCAGAGCCAGCAGAGCGGUGACUGGUACUCCGAGCAGGACGGCAAGCAGGGGCAGGGCAAAGUGAGGGGCGGGGUGGGAGACGGACGGGAAGGAGUGGGAGGGAAGAAGCCCGUACGGAAGGUUGGGGUAGUGGCGCCCCGUGGGAAGGGCGAGGCCAGCACCAGCCCGGGGGAGGAGGAGUGGGGCGAGGCGGAGUACACUUCGCCGGAGGGCGUGACCUGGAAUGGCGAGGUCCUGACUAACGGCUUCGGGGGAGAGGAGGAGGAGGAGGAGGGCGAGGGGGGUGAAUCUCUCAGCGGCGAGGAGGGUCACGGGCUCAUGAACGGGGAGGGCGCGGAGGGCUGGCAGGGGGAGCGUCAGCCUGUGGGGCCCAAGAGGUCACGAAUGCGCCCUAAGUCAGCGGUGCGGCCCAGCGUCUUGAGCCGCCGCAGGGACAGUCGAGGGGCCUUGGGCGGCGCAGGAGGGCGCGGGAAGGCCAGACGGACAGGCCAGGGGAAGGUACGGGCGUGGGAGGACGGCCGAGGCUCCAACCACCGAGUAAACAUCUCCAGCGACCUUCCCCCCGGGGAUGAGCGGACACACGAGAUGCUGCUCGAGUCUAGCGGACGAGACUUCCUGGCGGUGGAGGACGCGGCACCUCGUCUGCCCUCGCCCAGCUCCACGCACGGCAGGGACACCGGCGACUCCGGCUUCAAGGAGUCGGCCUUCAGCGACGGGCUGGCCGUUGGGCGGGAGUCUGACGUGGAGGGACUCACCGACCCGGAGCGGCACACGGAGGACGAGGAGGACACGGAGGCGGGCCGGCGAAGGACUCGAACCCGCCGGAGGAAAGAGAAGCAUCGCGCGAGGAGCGGAGAGGAUCAGCUUGACCUUGACAGCCAGGUGAGGGGCAAGCUGCCGGCUUUGGACCCCCGCAAGACGGGAGGCGCGGGUCGGAGGCAAGGGAGGCUGAACGGCGUGAAGGGAGGUAACAUUGCCGACACGGUGAAGGGCGACGAGGAGGAGGAACUCGACGAAGGAGACGUAGACGCCCUGAGGAAGAUGGGAAUCCUGACCCACCGGCGGCCAGGGAUGAGGAAGGGACGGGUGAGGAGCGGCACCAUGAGUGGGGGCCCGAAGAAGGUGGAGAGCAUGGACUCCAGCAUGAGGCGGAAGGCGCGGAAGAUGGCGUCGCCCUCCACGGAGGUGUCCAUCACGCAGGCGAUGCAGAACACCAUGAGGAAAUACGCUCUGGAGCGGCGCCUCUUCCAGCAGCUGCUGGAACUGAAGCGUGUACAGAUCCGCAACUCACGCGCCAACGAGCACGUGCUUAUCAAGCGCAUGGUGGACGGCUUCCAGAAGGAGGGCACGCUUCUGGGCCUGCGGGGCUACGCCGGACCCUUCAACUUCAACAGCUACGAAAAGUACCUCUACGAUCAGCUCCGGUUCCUGCAGAGCACCCAGGGCGUCAAAAUCCCCGCCUUCCGCCCCUCGGACGACGUGGAGAAGCUGAGCCGCGCCAUUCGCCGCGCGGAGAUCAAGGAGCUGCCUGACCCCCUGCAGAACAACCUGGACGCCCACACCUGCAACCACACCACGCACCGCUGCCACCACGCCGCCCACGCCUACACCGGCAUACCCUGCGCCGCCUACAUCGGCUACAGGAAGAAGAGGCCCUUCACCACCACUAUCAACAACAACAACAACAACAAACAAGUGUCUCUCCCUAAGAUCCCGGGGACUCAGUCAGGGGUGGGCGUCGGCUCCCCCGGGCGAGGCCUUGACGGGGGGGGCAUCGGGGGGCGCGUGAGGCAGGGGGAGCCGGUGGGCCUGAGGAACUACGACCCCAAGAACCCCCUCACCGUGGAGCUGCAGCACGGCCAGGCCCGCCAGCAGAUUGUCCUGCCCACUGACCUUUUGGAUAAGAACAAGAAAUACCACCUCACCUUCACCAUCAAGCCUUCGAGUCCCAAGAUAAAGGAACAGGAACAGUCCGUGGAGAAGGAGUCACCACUACGGUCCAUCUCCGCGCCUGAAAUCAUGCCCUCAGACACCUCCGCUGAGCCUGACUCCCUCGCCGUGGACGCCCUGGCCUCCGAGACCCGGCAAGACCUCCACUCAGCCCCAGUCGAGACCCGGACGGAAGCCUGAACACCGACUGGAAGCUCUGCCACCAAAUGAGUCUGAAGCUGCCUGUUUCUGCCGCGUGUAGAGACCGAUGCAGCCGCGGACACUUGGGCCCCCGCUCUUGGCCCUUCCUUCGCCUUCGCCCGUCGUCCUUAACUUCCUUCUGCGGCCCUUCCUUCACCCUCACCUCCGUGUCAUAUCAUCCUUGGGUUACAGAGGACGUGUCAAGAUUUUCUCCUGCCCGUUCCCAAGACCACAGAAAUGGAUAAUCUAGUGUCUCUUUUGAUGUUGUUGUCCAUGACUUAAAAGCCUUCGGGAUGUGUUAGGAAGUUUAUCGUUUUUUACUCUCGCCCUGUCCCAAUUUAGUAUUUGAUGACCAUGUUUUGACGUGCUCCAGGAGAGUUUGGUGACGCGCUUUUAGGGGGUUGGUAAAGAAUAGGAACAAGAAAAUAUAGAUUAGGGUAAGAAAGGGAAAAUUUAAAGGUUACAUUAGGAAGAUAAAGUAAUGUAAAAUAAUGUAAGAAGAGGAAAGAAUAUAUAAAUAGUAAGAAAGAUGGAAAGAUUUAGGUAAACAGUACAGGAAGUGAAGCUUGUACGUGUUUGAAAGGAAUAGAAUCGCUUUUGAAUCACAGAGACAAGUCAUUGCAGGAAGAGAACGUGCGAGCAGCCAGGUCUGAAGUGUACGUCUUCGAUGGUUCAGCGGGCCAAUAGGAUGUGCGUAGAACAAUACAUUAUUAUUAUUGUUGUUGUUAUUACUAUUGAUAUCAUUAUUAUUGCAUGGAGGAGCGCAGGUGAGGAGCAUUUACCUGCCUGCCCCCCCCUCCCCCCUCCCCCUGCCACCCUCCACGCCGCGCCGGCUACUCAGGCUCCCCGUGACUGACGUGUACAUACUGACAUCUUUUCACAGCGAGUCCCCUGUAUAAACCCUGCCCCAUAGGUGUACAUAAAUGUCUAUUACUCUGUGAGAAGCUGUAUAAUCUGAAUUUCUCAAGCCUUAUCGUCUUGGCUACGAAACACUGAAACGUCUGAGACUUUAGGUGAUACUCUUGAUAUUCUUACACUGAAGACGCCGUCGGAACCUUAUUUUAUAUACACAUUAUAAAAGCCUUUCAAAUGUGUACUUUAGGAAAAUAUUUAUUUGAAACAUUGUUGACUUUGCCAGUUGUUUGAAGUCUAAUAAAUUAAGGACGUGUCCAAUUAUUUGAAGCUUGAGGUGCACUUUAUGUGGUCAUCUGUGGGGUGAGAAAAUAUGAAUGAAUCAGUCGUGUUGUUUGUGUCAGGAAGGAAGCGUGAAGGUGUGCAGCUUAGGUCUGGGACAAGCUACCUAGCCACCUGCAAGGGAAAGGUGCCUCAUUAACGUGAACAGGGCAGCUGGUUUGGUAUAAGAAAGCGGCCGCAGGUUGGAUAUAUGAGCAAGGGUCCAGGUGAGGUAUAUGUACACAGUUUCAGGUUAGGUGCACUGUGCAGGUCAGGUAAUAAUGUAACGCUGCAGGUAAUGAAGAAUAAACACAACCUAGAGUGCGCUGACGCUAAGCUCCAUGCAAGAGAGCGGUGUUACAGGUAUCUUCAAAAGCUGCAGUUGUUUAAGAAACUUUGCGUAAUAAAGCAAAACGUGUAGCCGAGAAGUGAGGCGCACUACCUAGGCACCUGCAAGGGAAAGGUGCCACAUAACGUGAACACGGCAGCUGGUUUGGUAUAAGCGGCCGCAGGUUGGAUAUAUGAGCAAGGGUUCAGGUUAGGUAUAAUACUGGUUUUGUGUCGCUGGACGGUGCUACGAGGCUACCGGCGUGUUCUGGAUGUUGGUUGUAAUGCACGUCUGUGUUGAUGCCCUUGCCAAAAAACUGUUUGUGACGAAGACAGUUUGCAGAAUAAGCAGCUUACAAUGCCACCCAAAUUUCUGGUGUUAAAAUUAGGACAUGUUCGAUAUUAUAGGCUUCCCACAGAUGAUCAUUUACGGUGUAUCCCAAGCUAUUACAUGUGAGCCAAGUAUUUUAAAUCUACCGAAUACCCUUAAUAUAUAUGAUGUUCACUGUUAUCAUAUUUAUAACGAAUCUGAAAACUGUCGACGUGCUGAUCGACGCCUCCUGAUUCUGAAGACCUUACAGGGCGGUGCUGAAUUCACGUCGAUCCCUUCAUGUUGAGAAAACUAUUAUUUCGGUGUUGUUUAUCAAAUACUGGACUCUUAAGGUCAAUGUAUAUGUUUGAAUCUAUAUCAUUCUAAUAAAUACGAUGCAAAAUAAA